GGCCUCUGAACACACACAUAUCCGCAGGUCUACUUAACUCCUACACCUUCUCUUCUCACUCACCUUCUUUUCUUCCCUCUCUCUCUUCCAUUUUUUAUUGGGACUACUGCAUUGUUUGAUUUUCAGUUCAGGUUCUAAAAUCUCUCCUUUUCAUUCCUAUCUUGUUAUGAAAACCCAGAACCCAUAUUUUCCUCUUUCCCAACUCUUUUCCACUCUUGGAAAAGUGAUUUCCAAGACAUGAUUGCUUAUCAUCAGAAGUAAUUAUCUGAAAGCCUGCUGAUGGUAAAUCCUGUUUGGGAAGGAACAAUGGCUGCGUCCACGCCGCUAGGUAGUUGUGGUAGUAGUAAACUUCAAAGCAUGUUGCAGGGUGCGGUGCAAUCUGUUCAGUGGACUUAUAGCCUCUUCUGGCAACUUUGCCCACAACAAGUGAUUCUGGUAUGGGGUGAUGGGUACUACAACGGAGCAAUUAAGACUAGGAAGACAGUGCAACCAAUGGAGGUUAGCACUGAGGAGGCAUCACUCCAAAGAAGCCAGCAGCUUAGAGAGCUCUAUGAUUCAUUGUCCGCUGGAGAGACAAACCCCCCGACUCGCCGGCCUUGUGCCGCCUUGUCACCGGAGGAUCUCACAGAAUCUGAGUGGUUCUAUUUGAUGUGUGUCUCCUUCUCUUUCCCUCCUGGUGUCGGGUUGCCUGGAAAAGCAUAUGCCAGAAGGCAGCAUUUAUGGCUGACCGGGGCAAACGAGGUGGACAGCAAAACUUUUUCAAGAGCAAUUCUAGCUAAGAGUGCUCGUAUACAGACAGUGGUGUGCAUUCCGGUAUUAGACGGCGUCGUUGAAUUGGGCACAACGGAUAAGGUUCAAGAAGACCUUAAUUUCAUCCAACACGUGAGAGGCUUCUUCGCGGACCACCACCCGCUGACGCCAAAGCCCGCACUAUCGGAGCAUUCAACCUCUAACCCCACCACCUCCUCCACUGACCACAUCCCUGCCAUCAUGUACACCAUGGCAGACCCGCCCGCCGCCAAUAACUCGAACCAAGAUGACAUGGACGAAGAUGAGGAAGAAGAUGACGAUGAGGAUGAGUCCGGCUCUGAAGACGAAACGGGACGGGCGCCCGAGAUGGCAGCCACAGAGCCAAGCGAGCUGAUGCAGAUGGAGAUGCCGGAGGAGAUCCGUGUUGGGUCACCGAAUGACGGGUCAAACAACUUAGACUCGGACUUCCACAUGUUGGCGGUGAGCCAGCCGGGGUCGGGACAAGCCGAGUCUGCUCGAAGGUGGGGCCCGAUCCAAGACCCCUUGGGAUCGUUGCAGGCUCAACUACCGACUUCAGUGCUUAAUCCACUAGAGGAGUUGACACAAGAAGACACUCACUACUCUCAAACAGUCUCCAACAUCCUCCAAAACCAGUCCACCCGAUGGUCCACCACCGGCUCAGUCACCUCCAUCAGCCACAUCACUUACUCCACCCAAUCACCCUUCGCCAAGUGGACAAUCCGUGCCGACCACCACUUCCACGCCGCCGCCGCAGCGGCGGCAGACGGCACCUCCCAAUGGCUCCUCAAGUACAUCCUCUUCACCGUCCCCUACCUCCACACCAAGAACCACGAAGACAUCUCCCCACAAACUGCCUCCACCGGCGACCCCGCCGCCCGCCUCCGCGGGAACAAGGGCACCCCGCAGGACGAGCCCAGCGCCAACCACGUCCUUGCAGAGCGCCGCCGCCGCGAGAAGCUAAACGAGAGGUUCAUCAUUUUGAGAUCUCUCGUCCCGUUCGUGACAAAAAUGGACAAGGCUUCAAUACUCGGCGAUACCAUCGAGUACGUGAAGCAGUUACGGAGGAAGAUCCAGGAACUGGAAGCGCGUAACCUCCAGAUAGAGGCGGAACAACAACGCUCCAGGACCAGCAAAGAGCUGCAGCCGCAGAGGAGCGGGGUGAGUUCUGUCGUGGUGGGGUCGGACAAGAAGAAGGUGAGGAUCGUAGAAGCCAACGGUACCGCGAGGGCGAAGGCGGUGCCGGCGGCGGAGGUUGACGCUUCUGCAGAAGCUUCCACGUCGGUGCAGGUUUCGAUCAUUGAGAGUGAUGCAUUGCUGGAGCUGGAGUGUCCACACAGGGAAGGUUUGCUUCUGGAUGUGAUGCAGAUGCUGAGGGAGAUGAGGAUAGAGGUGACUGGUGUUCAGUCUUCGUUGAAUAAUGGUGUGUUUGUGGCGGAGUUGAGGGCGAAGGUGAAGGAAUAUGUGAGUGGGAAGAAGGUUAGCAUUGUGGAAGUGAAGAGGGCAUUGAAUCAAAUCAUACCACACACUAGAAAUGUUUUAGUUUGAAAUGUGCAGGGGUGAAAUAAUCUGGAAUAUUGUCUCACUACUUGACACACAAUAACAGAAACGUCCAAUUAGAACCUUUUGGAUGUGGUAAUCAACAUGUGAAAAUCUCCAGUGAGUACCAAGAAGAAAGGGUACGUGGUGUGCUGAAAGAGACUAACUAGAAAUCUGCAUUGUCUUUAGGGGUUUAGUGAUUUAAGUUAAUUGAUAUUUUUGUUAAUUAGUGCAGUGGUUAAUUAAGGAUGUAUGUAGGGAGAAUAAUUGAAAUUGAUUUAGAUCAUAAA
Lotus japonicus is the source of this 2597-nucleotide messenger RNA. Its product is annotated as basic helix-loop-helix protein A. The record is from RefSeq and is a predicted model, not a curated record. The coding region runs from base 280 to 2316 and encodes 678 amino acids. Gene Ontology annotation, molecular function: protein dimerization activity. NCBI's taxonomy places the organism in Eukaryota, Viridiplantae, Streptophyta, Magnoliopsida, Fabales, Fabaceae. The transcript has 7 exons.